AUGUUAAGUUCAAUGGCAAAAGAACAUCAGGCUAAACAGGCCAAACGGAAGCAGGAACAAGAAAUCAAGAGGAAGGAAGCCAUUGAGGCAUCAAAUGAAUUGACUAAGGCUCUUGUGGAACACCUGAAUGUUGGAGUCGCCCAGGCCUAUCUAAACCAAAAGAAACUCGACGCAGAAGCAAAACAGCUGCACGUUGGUGCUACUAAUUUCGCCAAGCAAACACAACAGUGGCUGCAACUAAUAGACAACUUCAGUUCCGCUUUGAAGGAGCUCGGCGACGUUGAGAAUUGGGCACGUAGCAUAGAAAACGACAUGCAUAUUAUUCAAAAUACAUUGGAAAUCGCGUAUAAAACAUCGCGACAGAUCCAGCAGAACCCAUCGUCAUAA
This is a messenger RNA of Musca vetustissima, 387 nucleotides long. RefSeq names its product biogenesis of lysosome-related organelles complex 1 subunit 1 (gene Blos1). The transcript is spliced from 3 exons. Gene Ontology annotation, biological process: endosomal transport. The record is from RefSeq and is a predicted model, not a curated record. The coding region runs from base 1 to 387 and encodes 128 amino acids. NCBI's taxonomy places the organism in Eukaryota, Metazoa, Arthropoda, Insecta, Diptera, Muscidae. Gene Ontology annotation, cellular component: BLOC-1 complex.